AUGAAGAAAGGAAAAGGGAAAUCUAAGGCCGAGAGGGAAGUGAUGAGCUGGCUGGGCUCGAGGCCCAACAGGUCCACAGUGUUAGCAUUUCAUCCCCUUGGAGUGGAAGCUUCUGGAAACCCUAGAGGGGCACCUCACUUCCAAGCACGAAGUAACGGCACAGCCAACAAGAUGAACGGCGCUUUGGAUCACUCAGACCAACCAGACCCAGAUGCCAUUAAGAUGUUUGUCGGACAGAUCCCCCGGUCCUGGUCAGAAAAGGAGCUGAAAGAACUUUUUGAGCCUUACGGAGCCGUCUACCAGAUCAACGUCCUCCGGGACCGGAGUCAGAACCCUCCCCAGAGUAAAGGUUGUUGUUUCGUAACAUUUUAUACAAGAAAAGCUGCACUUGAGGCCCAGAAUGCACUGCACAAUAUUAAAACUUUACCUGGGAUGCAUCAUCCCAUUCAGAUGAAACCUGCAGAUAGUGAAAAAUCAAACGCCGUGGAAGACAGAAAAUUGUUCAUAGGAAUGGUUUCGAAGAAAUGUAACGAGAAUGACAUCCGGGUGAUGUUUUCUCCGUUUGGCCAGAUAGAAGAAUGCCGGAUCCUCCGGGGGCCCGACGGGCUGAGCCGAGGCUGUGCGUUUGUCACGUUUUCUACAAGGGCAAUGGCACAGAAUGCAAUCAAAGCCAUGCAUCAGUCUCAGACCAUGGAGGGCUGCUCUUCACCGAUCGUGGUGAAGUUCGCGGACACCCAGAAGGACAAGGAGCAAAGGCGCCUCCAGCAGCAGCUGGCGCAGCAGAUGCAGCAGCUCAACACUGCCACCUGGGGGAACCUGACGGGUCUGGGCGGCCUCACCCCGCAGUACCUGGCGCUUCUGCAGCAGGCCACCUCCUCCAGCAACCUGGGUGCAUUCAGUGGCAUUCAGCAGAUGGCGGGCAUGAAUGCUUUACAGUUACAGAACCUGGCCACGCUGGCGGCGGCUGCAGCCGCAGCCCAGACCUCGGCCACCACCACCAAUGCAAAUCCUCUGUCCACCACGAGCAGCGCCCUGGGAGCUCUCACCAGUCCCGUGGCUGCUUCAACCCCCAACUCCACUGCUGGUGCAGCCAUGAAUUCUCUGACCUCUCUCGGGACUCUGCAAGGACUGGCAGGAGCCACUGUCGGACUGAAUAACAUUAAUGCACUCGCAGGUAUGGCGGCUCUGAACGGAGGACUUGGCGCCACGGGCUUGACGAAUGGCACGGCGGGCACCAUGGACGCCCUCACCCAGGCCUACUCAGGGAUCCAGCAGUACGCGGCCGCGGCGCUGCCCACGCUCUACAGCCAGAGCCUGCUGCAGCAGCAGAGCGCCGCCGGCAGCCAGAAGGAAGGUCCAGAGGGUGCAAACCUCUUUAUUUACCACCUUCCACAGGAGUUUGGAGACCAGGACAUCCUGCAGAUGUUCAUGCCUUUUGGAAAUGUUAUCUCUGCUAAAGUCUUCAUUGACAAACAGACCAAUCUGAGCAAGUGCUUUGGUUUUGUUAGCUACGACAAUCCCGUGUCUGCGCAAGCUGCUAUCCAGGCUAUGAAUGGCUUUCAGAUUGGCAUGAAACGCUUGAAGGUCCAGCUGAAGCGCUCCAAAAACGACAGCAAACCUUACUGA
This is a messenger RNA of Rangifer tarandus platyrhynchus (Svalbard reindeer), 1626 nucleotides long. Lineage: Eukaryota; Metazoa; Chordata; Mammalia; Artiodactyla; Cervidae. The record is from the annotation of a GenBank genome assembly.